AUGCUGCUGCUGCUUGUAUUAGCAGUUCUCUACCCAGGUGGGGACAAUCAGGGAGCCUCCCAGGAGCCAAUCUCAUUCCACCUCAUCCAAAUCUCAUCCUUUGUCAACAGCACCUGGAUACAGUAUCACGGCUCAGGCUGGGUGGAUGACCUGCAGAUUCAUGGUUGGAAUAGUGUGGCAGACACUGCCAUAUUCCUGAAGCCCUGGUCGAAGGGCAAUUUCAGUGAUGUGGAGAUAUCUGAUUUGGUGGAGCUGUUCCGGGUCUAUACCUUUGCAUUCAUUAGAGAAAUGCGGGCCCACGUCCAUGAGUUCCAGUUGGAAUACCCCUUUGAGAUCCAGGGCAUAGCAGGCUGUGAGCUGCACCCCGGGGGAGCCAUCCUGAGCUUCUUAAGGGGGGCUUUAGGAGGCCUGGACUUUGUGAGCUUCAGGAACUCUUCCUGUGUGCCUGCUUCAGAAGGGGGCAGCAGGGCACAGCUCGUCUGCGCCCUGCUCAGACCUUACGGAGACAUCUUCCAUAUUGUGAAGAAGCUGCUGUAUGAAACCUGCCCCCGGUUUCUCCUGGGUGUCCUCGAGGCGGGGAAGGCAGAUCUGCAGAGGCAAGUGAAGCCUGAGGCCUGGCUGUCCAGUGGCCCCAGCCCUGGGCCUGGCCGUCUGCUGCUGGUGUGCCAUGUGUCUGGCUUCUACCCAAAGCCCGUGUGGGUGAUGUGGAUGCGAGGUGACCAGGAGCAGCAGGGCACUCAGAGGGGUGACUUCCUGCCCAAUGGUGAUGGGACRUGGCAUCUCCGAGCAACCCUGGACGUGGCAGCUGGGGAGGCGGCUGGCCUGGCMUGCAGGGUGAAGCACAGCAGCCUAGGAGGGCAGGACCUCGUCCUCUACUGGGGUGGAGGCUCCGUCUCCAUUGCUGUGAUCAUUUUGAUAGUGAUGGUGCUCUGUCUGGUCAUUGCACUGGGCCUUGCCUUGUGGUUUUGGCGGCAUCGYUCCYRCCUCCAGCCACCUAAUGUGGUGKCAAGGUUUACAGAAGAGACUAGSGAGAGAGGRAGAGCAYGCCAGGGAGUGGGAAAAUCCCAUCCAAUGAAGAUUAARGGGGGCAGCAUCCCAAGGUCAGAAGUGACAAUUGKGUCUUYGGSGCAGUGGCCWKGCACGCCUCCACCYGGACAAGCUCUSGGACCUGAGAAGGAUGGGGAAAGCUCUGACACAGCUGUGUCUAAGCRCCUCUCRUGUGAGGAUGGCCUMCCACACUUCACCRAGAGAUCACGUUUAAUGCCAUCAGUGGUAAGUCUUGUGGGUGUCACGGGCUUCUGA
Messenger RNA from Urocitellus parryii (Arctic ground squirrel), 1302 nucleotides. NCBI's taxonomy places the organism in Eukaryota, Metazoa, Chordata, Mammalia, Rodentia, Sciuridae. The record is from RefSeq and is a predicted model, not a curated record.